Messenger RNA from Dalotia coriaria, 2729 nucleotides. RefSeq names its product Centaurin beta 1A (gene CenB1A). The transcript has 12 exons. Gene Ontology annotation, molecular function: GTPase activator activity; protein binding. The record is from RefSeq and is a predicted model, not a curated record. Gene Ontology annotation, cellular component: cytoplasm. Bases 170 to 2542 code for a protein of 790 amino acids. Lineage: Eukaryota; Metazoa; Arthropoda; Insecta; Coleoptera; Staphylinidae.
ACACACGACACACAGUUGAACGCAACACGAACGCGACUCUUCGCAAACGGCCAACGAACAAAUUGCUUUCAUCUAGUUCAUACACUUCCAAUUAAAUUGAUGAGUCAGUUGCGAGCGUAAGUACACAAAGAAGUGACUCGGGCUGUUAUUCUUGAUUAGAUCAUCCAAGAUGUUGGACACGCUCGAGUACGGCGAGUGUAUUCGCGACUCGCCGAAAUUUAGGCAAGUACUUGAGCAGCAAGAGUUGAGCAUUGAGCAAUUGGAACAAAAACUCGACAAGAUUCUUAGAUUAUGUGGAACUAUGAUUGACAGUGGCAAGACCUACAUAUCAAAUCAAUGUUCAUUUGCCAACUCUCUAUGGGAUCUAAGUCAUCACUUUCAAGAGGAUCCAACAGUGCUUUCAUCAUUGAAUAGGCUUAUUCAUGGUUUUCAGGAAAUGAAUAGAUUUCAUACUACUUUAUUAGAUCAAGCAUCAAGAACUGUGUUGAGGAGCAUUACUUCAUUUAUAAAGAAUGAUAUUAAAGGUGUAAAAGAGAAUAGACAGCAUUUUGAGAAAAUUUCUACUGAGUUUGACAAUGUAUUAGUGAGGAAUAGUCAAACAUCAAAAAGCAAACAGAUAGAAGUGGAGGAAGUGCAGAAUUUACUUGUGGCAACCAGAGUUAGCUUCAGUCACCAAUCAUUAAACUAUGUCAAUUCUGUGAGGAUAUUACAAAGUAAAAAACGACAUGAAUUGUUAAGCUCUUUUUUAUCAUAUAUGCAUGCAUGCACAACAUAUUACCAUCAAGGAUCUGAACUGUGCAGUGAUUUGGACCCAUUUUACAGACAAUUGGCUGAUGAGAUUUGUGAUAUGCGAGAUGACACUUCACGCCUCGAAAAAGAAGUAGCCAACUCUCACAGUAUUGUAAAUAACGUUGAAACAAUCCCGAAACUUGGUUCUGGCUCGAAUGAUCCUAUUCUUGAAGGAUAUUUAUUCAAACGCACGUCAAACGCGUUUAAAACAUGGCAUCGCAGAUGGUUUCGAUUACAUGACAAUAAAUUAGAGUAUAGGAAACGUUCUGGUGAUAAAGAUUACACCGUUAUGGAAGAAGAUCUUCGGUUGUGUACGGUGAAAUCGGUGCAAGAAGGUGAAAGACGGUUUUGUUUUGAAGUGUUGUCUCCAUCAAAAUCACACAUGCUGCAAACUGACUCGAAAGAAAUGUAUGACGCUUGGGUAGCAGCCCUGCAGAGAGGCAUCGGUGCUGCCAUUCAACAAAUUCCAAGCGAUAUUUCCAUGAUGUCAAAUAAUAGUUUUAUGGCACGGAAUAGCGAUCAAUCAGCAAUUAAACAAGACUCGGAUAAACUGCGGAAGUUAAAAAUGUGGGAGCAGUUGAUUAAAAUACCAGGAAAUAAUUUGUGUUGUGAUUGCGGCAGUCCGAAUCCAAGAUGGGCGAGUAUUAAUCUUGGAAUUACGCUGUGUAUUGAUUGUUCUGGCGUGCAUCGUAGCCUCGGAGUGCAUUACAGCAAGGUGCGUUCGUUGACUCUGGAUGAUUGGGAACCGGAAGUGGUUAAAGUAAUGGCCGAGUUGGGUAAUGCAGUUGUUAAUCGUGUUUACGAAGCGCUCGUACCGGAAACCUUCAUUAGGGCGACGCCAUGUUGCACUGGAAUCGUUAGAGAUAAUUGGAUUAAAUCGAAAUAUGUUGAGAAACAAUUUAUCAAGCAAUUAAUGCCGUUUGAAUCAUCAAGUCAACGAUCAUCACGUUAUUCAGACGUGCGAAAGUGGAGCGUUAGGAAACUUCGUCGUCGACCCCGAAGUGUCGACACGAAUUUAAAGAAGACUAAAAGAGAUUCGUUUCCGGAGAGACCAGUAACGGAAAUCGUGUCAAGUGACAAUAAUUUACAACAACGACGUGAUAGUGGCUCGUCUGUUUUGUUAUUUGGUGGUGAAUUCGAAAAGGAACCGAUUAUUGGUUCGCUUAGUUUAGGUACAGAUCAAGAUGAUUCAACAGGUGGUGAAGAAGAGGAGGAUCCAAAUGCUGAAGAUAUUUCUAAGUUACAUCCGAAUUUAUUGUUGUACAAAGCUGCCGCUGCGCAUAAUCUGCCUGUGAUGUGUGAGGCAUUAGCAUUGGGCGCGGAUAAACACUGGGAGAAUGUAGAGGAUAAGAAUCGCACGGCUUUACAUCAAGCAGUUAUUAGUGGAUCUGUUAUGGCUUUGGCGUAUUUAAUGAUAAACGGCACUAAACUCAACGUCCAGGAUGAGGAUGGAUGGACAGCACUGCAUUUGGCCACACAACGUGGACAUACCGCGCAAGUUUGUUUCCUUUUGAAGCAUCAUGCCGAUCAGCAUUUAGGCAACAACGCUGGGAAGGUCCCGCUUGAAAUUGCAGAAACAAACGAGAAUGCUGAUAUUGUCACAUUAUUACGUCUUGGUCGAUUGAACGAGGAAAUGAAAGACUCAAAUGAAGGAGUGUCGGGCGAUGAUACUUUCAAAGAUGUGGUUCGUGACUUUUCACAAAUGGCUGUGACCCAUCCGGAACGAUUACAACGAAAUUCAAAAAUUGAAUGAAUCAUAUAGGUAUUAUUUCUGCAUGUUAUGACAAAGUUACAUUUCUAUUUACAUUUAUGACGACAAACGAGAAGAUGAAGAGAUGAUCACGAGUAAGUAAUUUAUGGUAAGCGCGUUAAAUAAUUUAUAUUUUUAAUCCGUACUUUAAUGAAACAAUAAAGUCAAUAAUAUAUAAAUUUAUCGCUGA